AUGGCUGAUAGGCACCACCAGCAUCCUUGUGUCUUGCAAAAGGUAGCCGGCCUUUCACUAGAUAUUGAAUAUCGCCAUGGAAGAUUCCAAUUCCAAAUGCCUACUCUGCAUCCGAGGCGUUGCAAUGCAACAGUACAGCAGCAUCCCAUGGCCCAAGCACGCCUAGCAAACUAUGAUUUGUCAUGGGUCCGUUCAAGUUCAUCGCCUGUAUGUGUCCAGGCUCCUUCAGAGAAAGGUGCAUCCGGUUUUGUAAUUGAUUUUCUUAUGGGCGGAGUUUCGGCUGCAGUGUCCAAAACUGCUGCUGCUCCUAUUGAACGUGUGAAGCUCUUAAUCCAAAACCAGGAUGAGAUGAUUCGGGCCGGUCGGCUCUCAGAACCUUACAAGGGAAUCGGUGAGUGUUUUAGAAGAACAAUCAAAGAAGAGGGUAUGAUAUCAUUGUGGAGAGGAAACACGGCUAAUGUGAUCCGUUAUUUCCCCACUCAGGCCUUGAACUUCGCCUUCAAGGAUUACUUUAAAAAGCUGUUCAACUUUAGGAAGGACCGUGAUGGGUACUGGAAGUGGUUUGCAGGCAACUUGGCAUCCGGUGGUGCAGCUGGUGCCUCUUCCCUUCUCUUUGUCUAUUCCCUCGAUUAUGCCCGAACCCGUCUUGCUAACGAUGCCAAAGCCGCAAAGAAAGGAGGAGAGAGGCAAUUCAAUGGCUUGGUUGAUGUAUAUAAAAAGACUCUCAAGUCCGAUGGUAUUGCUGGACUUUACCGUGGCUUUAAUAUUUCAUGUGUUGGCAUCAUUGUAUACCGUGGUCUUUACUUUGGAAUGUACGAUUCAUUGAAGCCGGUGCUCCUCGUUGGAACAUUGCAGGAUAGCUUCUUUGCUAGCUUUGCUCUGGGUUGGGUUAUAACCAACGGUGCGGGUCUUGCGUCGUACCCCAUCGACACUGUCCGUAGAAGGAUGAUGAUGACAUCGGGUGAAGCCGUGAAAUACAAGAGCUCCAUUCAUGCAUUUUCUGAGAUCCUUAAAAAUGAGGGUUCCAAGUCUCUCUUUAAAGGUGCAGGUGCUAACAUCCUCCGUGCAAUCGCCGGUGCUGGUGUGCUUGCGGGCUACGAUAAGCUCCAGCUGAUCGUAUUCGGAAAGAAGUACGGUUCUGGCGGUGCAUAAUCGUGUUAACCAUUUAAAAAAAACAUAUAUACAUAUAGCGAUGAAGGUCAUUUUAAUUCGGUUCUAGAAUUAGCCGAAGCACAACCAUUUGUCUUUGAAAUAACUUAGUUGAGGGGAUUCUGUCCUAGGGCAUUUGAUUCUCUAUGACCAAAAUUUUUACCCCAUUAAUCUUUCUUUUAGAAGAUUCAUCUAAUAUUAUUAUGUCUACUCGACGUUGCUAUUGUAAUAAGGGUUUAUACUAGUGCCACUGGAAAUUGUUAAAGACACUGCAGAUCUUAUAUUUUUCCAAACUUCAUUUUCUCAUA
This is a messenger RNA of Gossypium raimondii (Peruvian cotton), 1457 nucleotides long. Its product is annotated as ADP,ATP carrier protein 1, mitochondrial. Gene Ontology annotation, molecular function: ATP:ADP antiporter activity. The record is from RefSeq and is a predicted model, not a curated record. Lineage: Eukaryota; Viridiplantae; Streptophyta; Magnoliopsida; Malvales; Malvaceae. Gene Ontology annotation, biological process: mitochondrial ATP transmembrane transport; mitochondrial ADP transmembrane transport. The coding region runs from base 1 to 1152 and encodes 383 amino acids. Gene Ontology annotation, cellular component: mitochondrial inner membrane. The transcript is spliced from 3 exons.